AUGGAACUGAGAAUACUGCUUUUUCAUUUAGUUCUAGUUCAUAGUGGAUAUCCACCGUCCGGUGAUGAAGUAAUACCAGGCAGUGUACUGCUUCCAGCCACAAGACGUGGGAGAUAUCUGGCGAACAUCGUGAGAAGACAGGCUGUAAUCAACGCAGAGGCUAAGAAGAAGGUGGAUGUUCUGUCCGAAGAACUGUUACCAUACAUAAUAGCAGAACAGGAGAGGCGUACAACUUUGUACAAGCGUAUAAUGACUGCGAUACAAAAUGGUGAAAAAGGCGUCACCAUAGCCGAGAUUCGAAAUAAACCACCGUUGAUUAUAAGAAAAGGAAUGCUUUACCGAUGCCCAUCAAACCGAGCCCCAAAAGAACCAGAUGGAUCUGGUAUCCUCAUGUGUGAAGACAGCAUCGAGCCGAGUCAAGUAAUGUACGACUCCUGUCUCAGUGCAGAGGACAAAGAGCUUUAUGUUGCUGAGAAUAAUUACUUCUUUUGUAAUCGUCACAAAAUCGAAGGUCCUGACUUGCCACGAAAUGGUUCAACCGUUAUAGGUUGUGCGCCGAUAGAGAGGACAUCUCUCAACUACACAAACCUCAAGUGUGCCUUGGAGGACACGGACGAUGUUGUUGUGCAUUACAGAUAUUAUCCUGAUAGGACGUACAAGUUUGUGACGGAACUGGAUCCAGACCGUGAAGUCUGCGAUCACUGGAACCCUUGUCAGAUCGGCUACAUUUACAGCCUACCUAGUCCCGACCAGGCCUUACUAGCUAGCGAACUAUGGCAGGACAGCUUGGAAGAGUUUGUGUCGCCACUAUCCACUGAAUAUUCGACGAGUCCACGAAAAGUCAUCAUUCCCGAAGGAUACGAACUCAAGGCGGUCAAGCGGAAGAGGCCCCAUAGCAAUCAAUUGGAAGACCUAGACGACCUGUCAUCGCCUACAUAUUCUCUCGAGUUCUCCCCUGACAAGACGUUCGUGACAGUCACUCUCUCCUUCUCUCCGUGGGCCAAGUCGAAGGAUUACGGAGAGUACUAUGUACAGUUUGGCAGUGCACGUCGCAAUAAGGAGAAAUAUGUGAAAUUGGUUAUUUUAUUGGGAAGUAUGACUACGAUCUCCUACCGCACCAUAGAGCUCUUGCAGGGUCAGCGAGCAAACACAUCGAGUAUUGCGUUCAAAUGCAACAGAUGCCGCCUGCUUAAUGUUAUUGUACGAGCCAGUGAUAGCAACAUAUACAAUUUAGACAGUUCAAGAUAUCGCUUAAGGGAAUAUCGAGAUAAAAAGCAACUACUGGAAAUCGAAGUGGAGGGAAUGAAGACACAAGAUUUCGGUGAUUAUUUUGCAGUGAUACAGAAUGGCGAAGGAUUGGAAGAGAGGGUUAAAGUUCUGAGUGUGCUAACGAUUAAAAUCCAGCGCCUCAGUGCGUCGUUUGACGUGGGCGGCCAUUUUGAUCGCACAAUGAAUUACACGUGCGAAGAAUGUUCUGUCACGGAUAUUCUGUGCAAUGGCGAAAGCGUGCUGUCUGCUGGAAGAGUAUCUGUAAUACACGUCACCAAUAUGAUUAGCUUCAAUUUUCCAAGAUUUGAAGACAACCACGCUUGCGUAUACAUGGGAUUCUUUAAGGAUAAGAACAAAUUCAUCAAAAAGAUAUUAGCUGUUAUUGAUAGUGUUGUAAUACCAGAAGUGGUGAAGUUGGCAUCACCAAAGAUCGGUGAGCAGUUCCAGCAGCAGGUGCCGUUCACCUGCAGUGAUUGUUCUGUUGAAAAGGUGUUCGUUAAUGGUAUACCGCUAGAGACGUCAUUUAGGCGGAAUUCUGUUGGGUCCAUUGCAAUAUUUACGGCGACUUCAACAGAGAUUACAAUAAGUAUAACAGAAUACACUCCAACAUAUGAGGGAGUGUAUCAAGCGGUAUUUGCGUCUGGUUCCGAUGCUGUCACUAAAACCAUUAUGGAGAUACGAGAUGAAGCUGAAACAACUCCAACUCAAGAAGAAACAACCGCUGGUAACUAA
Pieris macdunnoughi is the source of this 2001-nucleotide messenger RNA. The record is from the annotation of a GenBank genome assembly. Lineage: Eukaryota; Metazoa; Arthropoda; Insecta; Lepidoptera; Pieridae.